This is a messenger RNA of Cloeon dipterum, 1840 nucleotides long. RefSeq names its product serine palmitoyltransferase subunit I (gene Spt-I). Gene Ontology annotation, molecular function: serine C-palmitoyltransferase activity; pyridoxal phosphate binding. Bases 182 to 1618 code for a protein of 478 amino acids. Lineage: Eukaryota; Metazoa; Arthropoda; Insecta; Ephemeroptera; Baetidae. The transcript has 9 exons. Gene Ontology annotation, cellular component: endoplasmic reticulum. Gene Ontology annotation, biological process: ceramide biosynthetic process; sphingosine biosynthetic process. The record is from RefSeq and is a predicted model, not a curated record.
CAACCUGCUGACUCUGACUGACAGACCGGCAAGAAUUCUGAGGUGGAAUUUCGCUGUUAAGUUUUAGUACUAAUCAGCUGUGACUGUGGUUUCCUCGUCUGACUCAUUUCUGCGUCAUUUUAUUGUUUAAAUUGCAAAGAUCCAAGGCGUGAUCCUCAAACUGUGAAGCAUCGUCGUAAAAAUGGUGUCCCUGGACAUGUUCCACGAACUCUUUGAGUCCUUGAAUGCGCUCCAAAAUGCGCCCACUUACCAUCUACUAUUCGAGGCAGGUCUUAUCGCAUGGCUUAUGUGGCUGCUCUUCAGGCCAAGCUACAACCCUCAUGACAGGGAACGGCUGACCAGAACAGAGGAACAAGAGCUUAUCGAUGAAUGGACACCUGAGCCGCUUGUUCCUGCGACGCCACAAGAUAGUAGAGCUCUGCAUCCCAGAAUUGUUUCUGGCAAGGUUGGAAAAUACAUCCAGCUUGGUGAGCGGAAUUGCCUGAACCUUGGAACCAACAACUAUCUUGGCAUGAUUGAGAACCCUGAAAUUGAGAAGUCAGCCCUGGAAUGCCUCUCUCAUUAUGGAGUAGGAUCAUGUGGGCCCAGAGGAUUUUACGGGACAACUGAGGUUCAUUUGGAUCUUGAAGACAAGCUGGCCGAAUACAUGAAGUGUGAAGAGGCUGUUGUCUAUUCUUAUGGAUUUUCGACCAUUGCCAGUGCAAUUCCUGCUUAUGCUAAGCGCUCUGAUGUGAUAUUUGUGGACGAAAUGGUGAAUUUUGCCAUUCAAAAGGGCUUAGACGCUUCUCGAAGCCAGAUCAACUAUUUCAAGCACAAUGACAUGGAGGAUCUCGAGCGGUUGCUAAUGGAACAGGCGGACUUGGACAGAAAGAAUCCAAAGAAGGCUAAGAGGACACGGCGAUUCUUGGUCGCUGAGGGAAUUUACAUGAACACGGGGUUGAUGGCUCCUCUGCCAAAACUGCUUGAGUUGAGAGAGAAGUACAAGCUGCGCUUUUUCCUUGACGAGGCGAUCUCCUUUGGAACCAUUGGCAAGACCGGACAUGGUCUCACCGAGUACUUUAACAUUGAUCCAUCUGAAUUGGACAUGAUUUCGGGAAGUUUGGAAAACUCGAUCGGGUCGAUUGGAGGCUUUUGCGUCGGCUCACACUUUAUCAUUGAACAUCAAAGGCUCUCUGGUCUUGGAUAUUGCUUUUCUGCUUCUGCGCCUCCUCUUCUUAUGGCUGCUGCCAUUACCGCGCUUGACAUCAUGCAGAGAGAUCCGUCCAUCUUCCAGACACUCAGAGACAACUCUACCUUUAUUCACUCUCAGCUGAGCAGCCAGCUGCCCUCAGACCUGAGAGUGCACGGUCACCCCGAGUCUGUCAUCAAACAUAUUCGCCUUGCCAAUCCAUCUGGGGACAAGGUCGCAGAUGAACAACUCCUCAAUGAAAUUGUCGAAGAGUGUGAGGAGGCUGGCCUAGCAUUGACAACUGCUGCAUAUCUGUCUGAUAGAGAAGUGAAUCUGCCAGAGCCAAGCAUACGGGUCACAGUUAAUGCCUUAUUGUCCAAGAAUGAAAUCGAAUUCGCAGUAAAAACCCUCAAGAAUUGUGCAGAGAGUGUUUUCAAAAUCCAACUCUAAGUCUAUCCAGAGUUAUGCUUUAAGACUUUACCAUAAGUGCAUUUUUAAUUUUUAACUGCUAUUUUCAUAAUCAUGAACGUUUUGGAAAAUUGCUUGUCGAAGAAGUUGCAAUAUAUUAUACAAAGCACAAUUAUUGUUGCAUAAUUUGUCACAGUUUGAAUUAUUGUAAGAUGAUGUAUCCAGCAGAUCUUCAAAAUAAAAACUCGCAAUUUUGUUUGAAAA